AUGAAACUCCCCGUCCUGAAGAAUCCCCUCCUGAAGGACACCAAACUGAAGAACCCCCUCAUGAACCCCCUCUUGAAACUCCCCCUGCUGAAGAACCCCCUCCUGAAGGACACCAAACUGAAGAACCCCCUCAUGAACCCCCUCAUGAAACUCCCCCUGCUGAAGAACCCCCUCCUGAAGGACCCCCUCCUCAAGAAUCCCCAUCAUGAAGAACACCCUCCUGAAGGACACCCUCCUGAAGAACCCCCUCCCGAAGGACACCCUCCCGAAGAACCCCCUCCUGAAGAACCCCCUCCUGAAGGACAUCCUCCUCAUGUGCUUCUAGGUAGUCGAGAACCCCUGAUGUAUAGUAGCUAUGUACUCAACACUGUUCACAUUGCCCUUCGGUAG
Messenger RNA from Oncorhynchus mykiss (rainbow trout), 390 nucleotides. The record is from RefSeq and is a predicted model, not a curated record. NCBI's taxonomy places the organism in Eukaryota, Metazoa, Chordata, Actinopteri, Salmoniformes, Salmonidae.